Messenger RNA from Physella acuta, 3542 nucleotides. Its product is annotated as glutamate receptor 3. Gene Ontology annotation, molecular function: signaling receptor activity; ligand-gated monoatomic ion channel activity. The record is from RefSeq and is a predicted model, not a curated record. Lineage: Eukaryota; Metazoa; Mollusca; Gastropoda; Physidae. Gene Ontology annotation, biological process: monoatomic ion transport. Gene Ontology annotation, cellular component: membrane.
CUGGAUCUGUGAUUUGCGGGCUCCCACCUCUUUCCCUCCCCCCGCCUCUAGAGUGCUAGCGCAGCACAAUCUGAGGCAUACGAUUUCUUUUGGAACUAUUUUUCGAGGUGUGUACAUCAAUUAUUAAUUUGACUGUAGGAACCGAAAAGAAAAUAGAAAAUUAGGAACAGAAAUUUAGAAAGUUAAACCAGGAUCGAGUUCCCGGCACCAAAUUUUUCACCUUUAGAAGUGUCGUCUGCAAGACAUUUUGAAAGAUGUCCAAACUGACAACCGUGGCAACGACCAGCGACAAGCCGGAGUUGAUCGUUAGCUUUAAGGAAGAGGCUCCGUAUUUCAACAGGAUAGCCGUAGGCGCCACCGAAGAGCAGUACACUGGCUUCGUCGUGGACCUCCUCCGCGAGGUGGCGCGUCUGGCCGACUUCAACUACAAGUUCCGGCCGGUAGCAGACGGCAAGUACGGCGCCCAGCAGGCCCACAGAUGGAACGGUGUCAUUGGCGAGGUUGUUGACGGGACAGCCCACAUUGGGGCCGGCGCCCUAACCGUGACGUCAGAGCGGGAGGAGGUGGUCGACUUCACCAAACCUUUCAUGUCCAACAGCGUCAACCUCUUGGUCCAGAAACCCUCCUGGACUGACCUUGGCCUUGGCUACCUCGUCCGUCCUUUCUCAGCAGAUUACUGGAUUAUGCUCCUUGUAGCUCUCCUACUUAUCGGCAUCGUCUUCUUCAUCAUCGGCAAGUUCAGCCCGUACGAGUGGGGUAACGUAGCAGCAGACCGCGACCCCAGAGGCGCCAAAAACAGCUUCACCCUCAGGAACAGCUACCUCUUCGCCCUCAGCACCAUCACCUGGCAAGGGUUCCGAGAAGCGCCCCACUCCCUCUCGGGGCGCAUCAUGGCAGCCUUCUGGUGGAUGUUCGUCCUCUUCAGCCUGAUCGCCUACACGGCCAACUUGACCGCUUUCUUCCUGGCCAGGCCGGAGCAGAUGCCUCAGCUGCCGUUCAAGACAUACGAGGAUCUCGUGGCCAACUCUGACCUUCAUGUCAUGGCCUUGAACUUCGGCUCGACUCAAAAACUGCUUUAUGGCAGCCACAGCGAGACUCUCAAGAGGCUUUGGUCAAAGAUGAAUGCUGAGAAUUCCUUCGUUUCUUCAUACACAGAGGGUGUCGAGAGAGUAAAGAAGUCCAAGGGCAAGUUCGUUAUGAUGAUGGAGUCUGCGAGUGCUGAGUACUACGCCAGGCAGAACUGUGACAUCAUGGUCUAUGGUGACGACCUCUUCCCAUCCUCCAUGGGCUUCGUCGUGCAGAAGAACUCAGUUUGGAGGAGGAAGAUCAAUGAGGCCAUGGACAAGUUGAACGAACAAGGGUUUGUGCAACAACUGAAGGACAAGUAUUGGCGCCAGGGUGGAGAGUGCAGUGGUUAUGAUGGUCGAAAAUAUAUGGACAAGGCCAAAUAUCUGAGCUCUAUGCCCAUCUACCCAAUCACCCUGAAGGAUAUGGCUGUGGCCAUCUUGUUGCUGUUCCUGGGCUUCAUCGCGUCCAUGGUGUUCCUUGUGAUUGAGAUCAUCCACUACGCUGUCACCAAGAAGGGCAAGAAGAUUGAGAGACCCAAGAUCUUGAAGAACCCACCCAAGAUCUUCAGACCCAAGACAAAGGCCGCCAAGGCAGGGCCAACCGAUGUAGAGUUGGGAGGUGAAGCUGGGCCGUCCUCCGAUGGCCUGGAGAGUGUCCCCCUAGAGGACGCCGAGGAUCUGGGGGCCACGAGUGGUGAUGAGCUCCAGGGUGAGGAUGAAGGGGACAAGAAGGCCUAGGCUCAUUUUAACUAAUUAGGAAUUAUUCAAAGUGUUCUAGGAUAUAUUGACAUCAAGUUUUACAGGAAAAAUGCAGUCUACACUCUAAAGUAUGGCCUGUUGACAAUAAUACAAUCUUUUUAAAAUGAGAUUAUCAGACUAAUAUAUAACAAAUACUCAAUUAGUUAUGAAUGAAUUAAUUAGCAAUUGUUGCAAAAGUUUAGAUUAUUUUUACAUAAAUAAAUAAUUAAAUAGAUUUGGUCAUGCAAGUGUACCAGUCGCGCACAUAUAGAUUUAAUUUAAUUUAAUCUCUUCAUACAUUAAACUCUAACUAUUUAUGGAAUGUAGUUUAGAUUUGUCAUUAGUGUGAAAUGUGAAUCUUUAAUGUGAUUGGUUACAGGUUUUGUGAAUGUCAGGAUGAAUAUAAAUAAUUUCUACUUAUUUUUAAUUCAUUUUUUUUAUCACUGGGAUGCGAAUUUUCAAAGAGUUUUUUUUUAGUCCAGAUAGUAACUCUAUAUUCUACUUUUUAAAUAAAUUCAUUUUGUUAUUCUGUUUUACAUCUGAUACUACCAUUUGUUUCUUUAAAAGUUUUUUUUGCUAAUUUUUUGUUUUUCAUUUACUCUUGUCUAAAUCUCAUUCCAUUUUAUGUUUGACAUUUACAGUGAUCAAAGCAUUUAUUUUAAUUCAUUUUUAUGUUCAUAUCAGAAUCAUUCUUUUUGACCUGAAGAUAUUUAUCUGUAUUAGUCCAUUACUUCAAUGUUUAAUGGCAUUAGCUUGCUGUCAACUAUUUAUUUCGCCAUGUAUUUUAAUUUACACAGAAUCUAGUUGUUUUGUUUUUCUAACAAAUUUAGUCACUUGCACCUGAUCCCUCAACACUUUAGACUUUUCUAAAGAUUUUUAUCUUACAAGUUUUUCACUUGCACAUAAAAGUCAAACUAGCUCUGUGUGGAUUGUUUCCCCUUCAGUGCUCAAGUAGUAAAUUAUAAGUCAUGGGCAAUAACAACAGCAACAUAUAUUUUUAUAUCAAGUGGAAAACAUUUCAUUUAAGUAGAUCCAAGUCAACUAAAAGCAUAUUAACAUACAUUUAACACACAAAUAUGGACGAUAAGUUUGCUAGUGUCUAGCUAAUUUACAAUGUACAUUCAUUUACUCCACUUAAAAAAAAUAAUUGCCCAAAGCAAUAAUUUUGCAGCUAAUGAUUUUUAAAAGUUUUAGAACAUGAAUUUAGAUCCUUUGAAAUCCUACAGGGAAAGUACAUGGCAUAAUUAAUCAGUAUUUUAAAAUAUUAACUACCUUAUUUGAAAAUGUACGCUGAAAGUUGAGAAGUUUGUUUGCUAAUCUUAACAAAACCCUGGUGAACAUGUAAAAUAUUUUUAAGCUUUUUUUUUCUGCUGAUAAAGAACUCAUCUCUGUGAUCUUUUAGAAAUGUGAUAAACAGAAGGAGAUUAAAAACUAUAACUUCACAAUUGUACCAGAUGAUUACAUGUUUAUAUCGAGGCUAAAGCCUAUUAUAUAUUUUAUAAUUAAUAGAAUUUUAAGUGUCCAUAUAUUUUAAGUUUAUAUAAGGACUAUGAGUUUACAUUAUGCACUAAGAUUUGACUUGAGAUAGCUGGGAUUGCUUUUAUGUGUUUCUAUAAGUUAAAAAUUGCACUGCUAUCCUUUCUUUAUUGUUUGUAGUUGGCUAAUUGUAUUUCAGAAUUGUAAACAUUCUGUAUAUCCUUCGGUGCCUUAAUAAAGCAAUGGCAUUUUGUAUACUGA